AUGGGCUUCCACUCAUCGUUCUAUCGAUCUCUGCCGCUGUUACAUGUCUUAGUUGCUACGGCUGAACUACUUUGCAGCUUCACAUUAUUAGUGUUAUUUAGUUCUUAUCCAACAAUAUUUUUUAAAAAUAGCCAAGAUGAAACAAGUGAGACAUCAUUAUUCGAAGGAAGCCUUGGCAUAGCUACAACAGUCUUAUUUGUUAUUGGUUUAUUACGUACUAUAUUAAUCUUUCUUAUUCUUGGUAAUUUCUUAUGUUUUAAUAUUUCUUGCUUCUGUGUACUAUUUUCAAAACAUUAUCGACAACGUUGUUACGCAUUGUGCUGUUCAAAAGCAUUUCAACGAUUUCUGACAUUCAAUUGUAACUGUCCAUGUUAUCGUGCACGUCCAAAACUGCGUUUUCGAUUACAACUGAUAUUUCUAAUUUUUAUGACGUGUAUGCGUCUAGUAACAAUAAUUUUAGGUUUUACAGCUAAUAUACUCGUUACAAAGACUGAAGCUGUCAUUAUACUCAUAUCAUUUCCAUUCUUGAUCUUAACUUUUCUGUUAGAUUUUUAUCAUUUUCGUAUGUGGUGGCAUUAUACACCGGCAAUUGAUCAACAGGAUUCAAAAACAUUAUCAAAAAAACAUAAAAGAUAUCUACCCCAUUAUCUAUUGGGUGUGAAUCGAACUGGACAGCAUGGUGAUAAACUUUGUAAAGAAGAUACUGCAUGUACAAAUCGAAAACUGGAACACAUAGUUAUGUUUCAUUUAAGUGAGUAUCAACCACAACCGAGAUGGGCUGAGUUAAAACGAUUGAAUCCAGCUAUUGAUACAUAUAUUGGAUUUGCGAGCAUCCAUUAA
This is a messenger RNA of Didymodactylos carnosus, 840 nucleotides long. Lineage: Eukaryota; Metazoa; Rotifera; Eurotatoria; Philodinida; Philodinidae. The record is from the annotation of a GenBank genome assembly.